CACAGCAUCAACAGAAACCCCUACUACAACAGCAUCAACAGAGACCUCUAGCACAGCAUCAACAGAGACCCCUAACCCAUCUACGACUAGGACUCCUAGCACAACAUCAAAUGCAGUGUCCCUUACCACAACAUUAAUAACUCGGAACCUUAUCACAACAUCUAGAACACUGUACGCUAACACAGCCUCCACAACAGCGACCCCUACCCAAGUUUCUACAACGAAGACCCCUACCACAACAUUUACAAUUGAGAGCUUUACCACAGCAUUUACACCAGCAUCCUCUACAACAGCUUCAAUAACUAAGAUUGCAACUACAGCACCUACAACCAUGGUCCCUACCAUGGCAUCUACAACCGCAUCCCCUGCCCCAUCAUCUACCACAUUAUCUACAACAGAGAGCCCUACAAUUGAGACCCCUAACACAUCUACAAAUGAGACUCCUAGCACAGCCUCCACAACAGUGUCCCCUACUCAAGCCUCUACAACAAACACCCCUCCCAUAGCAUCUAUACCAGAGGCGUCUACCAUUGCCUCAACAACAAAGAAUGAUACCACAGCAUCUACAACUAUUAUCCCUACCACUACAUCUACAGCUAAGAACUUUUUCAUAGCAUAUACAACAGUAACCCCUACCACAGCAUCUGCAACUCAGAUCCUUACCACUACAUCUGCAACAGUGUCCCCUUCCAUAGUAUCUACACCCAAGACACCUAACACAAGUCAUACAACAGAGACCCCUUCAAUUGCAUUUACAACAGCAUUCAUUUCUAAAACAUCUGCAACAGUGUCCUCUUCUACAACCACGAGCCCUGCCACAACAUCUGGAAAAGAGUCCACUGCACCAUCUUUAAAAACCUCUACAGUCUCCCCUACUCAACCAUCUAAUAUAGUGUCCCUGUCAGAAACAUCUGAAACACAGACCUCAACCACAGGAAAACAUACCAUAGCAUCUACAACAGUGUCCCCUACAACUACAUUCAUAAAAAUGUCCUCUUCCACAACAUCUACAACCAAGAGCCCUUCCACAACAUCUACAAAGUCCUCAACUGCAGGACCUACAAAACAAAACUUCACCACAGCAGCUACAGCAGUGCCCCCUAUAUUUGAACAUACAGCUGAUCCCCCUACAACAACCUCUACAUCGUUAUCCCCUAGCCCAGCCUCAAAAGUCUCCCUAACCCACAUUUCUACAACAGAGACCAUAACUACAGAGUCUCCUACCAUAGCAUCUACAUCAGAGGCCUCCACUAAAGCAUCUAGAACAGCAUUCCCUACCACUUCUAAAUCAGUUAACGUUCCUGUUCAAUGCCCUUGUGAAUUCAUGACAGAAAGUCUACAAAAACAAGAUAAGGAUUUUUUAAGUCAAAUAUCCAAGUGUGACAAAAAAUCAGUGGAGCAGUGUAAUGUCGUCUCUUCAAUAUUAAGAGGUGUUAAAAAUAUUCUUACUGACAAAACUGCAUUUAAUGGGCCAAAGAAGGAGAUUCAUUUUACCGGUUUUUAUGGGGUUGUUGCUAAAUACAACAUAACUGACGAGAAACCUCUUCUGAUUUCAUUACCUGUACAAGGUAUACAUCCAGUGGGGAUCAAACUUACACCUGAAGCAUUACAGCAGGCUAGUGGUCACAAUAAUGACUCCUCACAAUAUGGUGUUGGCAGGUUUAUAAACUCCAACUUAUUUCCGGAUAUGCAGAACAGUUCUCUUCUCUCAGAUGAGGUGAUUGCAAUUGAACUGGGGAGUGCAAUCUCCAAUCUCACUGACAACAUAACAAUAACCUUUUACCAUCCAGACACCUUGCAGUCAGAGCUGGUGUUGGGCUAA
Molecule: messenger RNA, 1822 nt
Organism: Polyodon spathula (Mississippi paddlefish)
Lineage: Eukaryota; Metazoa; Chordata; Actinopteri; Acipenseriformes; Polyodontidae
Product: cell wall protein DAN4-like
Exons: 5
Coding region: 332-1822 (496 amino acids)
Source: RefSeq, a predicted model, not a curated record